UGAGGUGAUCUCACAAUGUUUAGUGACAGGGACACCUUUCAUUUGUCAUUUAGCAAGCCGUGCUGCUGCAGAGCUGAUCAGAGUAUCCAGGACGCUUCAUUCUUACUGUUCUGUGGAGAAAGAAGAAAAUCAAUACCUUCAGGCAUGGAUUCUUCAAGCUUUCAUCAAGAUUUGGGCAUGGCUGUUGCAUACGAGAUCCAAGAUUUUGAUAAAGAUGAAGACAAAGAUGACCCUGUACAAAUGUACAAUAUGUAUGAAAGUCAUUUCAGGAUUGUGCUGCUUGGAACACCAUGGGUUGGGAAGAGUGCAGCUGGAAAUGUAAUACUUGGUAAAAGGGAAUUCAUGCAUGAAAUCAGCACAUCACAUGUAAUGAAGAAGACAGAGCAUAGACAAACUACAGUAGCAGGGAUAAAGAUCACUGUAGUUGACACACCAGGUUUCUUGGAUCCUAACUUGACCUACGGAGAAUUUUAUACAGAACUUAUAAAAUGUAUUAGCUUAUGUUUCCCAGGGCCACACGUUUUUUUGCUUGUGCUACAGGAAGGCCAAUACAAAGAAAAAGAAAGAGAUGCAAUGGGUAAAAUUAUGCAAAUUUUUGGUAAUAAAAUAUAUAACCACAGUAUGCUCCUCUUUACACAAAAUCCUCAAAGACACCAUCUUGAUGAUUCAUUAGAAGAGUCUGGGAGAGAACUUGCAAAGCUUAAGGAAAUGUGUGGGAAUAGAUACCACACUCUAAAAAUGAAUGACCUGAAGGAGCGCAGUCAAGUGAGAGAACUCUUGAGCAAAAUUGAGGAAAUGAUAGAAGGAGAUAUGGAGAACUACUACAGGAAUGAGACAUACCUGCCAUUAGAACAAAAAAUUCAGAUGAAAGAAAUAGAGAUAAGUAAGCUCUAUAAAGAAAAACAGGGACAGAUGACACAAAAGUAUACACUUCAUCUUAAGAAGACAAUGAAUCUGGAAGAAAGUAAAGAAAAACAAAUUAAAGCAUAUUAUAAAGAAAAAUUCAACAGACAAAAAGAGCUGCUUGAAUUUCAGUAUAUGAUGGAAAACAAAAUAAAACAAGACCAAGUGGAAAAUGAGUUUCAGGAAAGAGAAAAAAAACUAAUUAAGAGCAUGGAGGAGGAGAAAAAAGAAUGGCAAAAAAAAGAAGCAGAGCUAGCAAAGUCUUUUGAAGAAAAACUCGAGAAAAUGAAAAGUAAUUACAGAGAUAAGAUUGAACAGGACCAACUCUGGAAAGAGAACCUGGAAAGAAACAUCAAGGAAGAGUACCACUUAAAAAUGAUGGAGUUAAAACAAUACCUGCAGGAUAAAGUGGAAAAACUACAACUGGAGUUUGGAGAGAGGCAGAAUCAGACUGCUGAAGAAAUGCGACAACUCAAAGAAAAAUUAAUCAGCACAGAAGAAAAGCUGAAACAUGAACUUAGACAUAAUGAAAGAAAAAAUAUGGAGAAACUAGAGAAAGAUAAUGAAAAAUGGAGAAAACAAGUAGAGCAGAUUAAAGAAAAGCACAAGCAAGAAAAGUUGCAGUUGGAUAAAGAGUGGAAAGAUAAGUAUGAUAAUGAAAUCAAGAUGGCUGAAGUGGUGCUGAGAAAGGAAACGGAAAAAAAACAACACAAGAAUAAAAAUCAGCUGAAAAAGAAGCUUGAACAGGAACAGAGGAAAAGAUUUAAGAAAAUGAAAGCUGAGCAGGAAAUAAAGUUAGCUGAGCUGAAAGAAGACCUUGAAGAGCUGCGCAAGACAACUCAGGCUGUACAAUGGGCAUUGAAGAAAGACCAAAACAACAGCAAGGAAGAGACCAUCGAUGAAAAGCACUUGGGAAAGCACAGUAAAAAAGGGAACACGACAAUGACAGAGCAACUGUUUCAACAUGAUAAUAUAAGAAAAGAAACAAACGAUGGACUUAAAGAAAAUGAAUGCAUACAAGGGACCUGGAGUGACCUAGCUGCAGGAAUAAACAAACUAGAGCCCUGUUCAAUAUACAAAGAAAAGCAGAAUAAAAAUGAACAAGAGGAGAAAACAAAAUUUCAGAAGAAAAAGUCACAAAAUGCAAUAAAUAUUAAGAAAGAAGAGGAUCUGAAUGAAAGUGAAUUUGAAAUGAAGUCCCAUUUUAAAGAGGAACAUGAAGUUAAGAAAGGAACUAUGAAUCAAUAUUUGCUGAAAGCCUUCUAUGAUGACUGUGAGCUGAACAAAACCAAAGAAAUGAGUCACGGAGAGGAUGGUGGUAAUGAGCCUGAUCUGUUUGAAAGGUUCAAUCCAUUUCACCAAAUUUACAGUGACACAACUUGUGGAGAAUUCAAUAGUACAAACAGCAACGAAACAGAAAAUCAAGAUACAUUUACAGAUGAUGCAAUGAUAGAGGAUGUGAAAAACAGAAUCCAACAGUUAAAAUUAUUGUUGAAGAAAAAAGCGCAAGGUCUGUUGCAGUUUGGAAACUCUAUUGAUGAAAAGUGUCAUGAAUUAAGACAAGCACAUGAAAUUCAAAUGGAGCAACUAGAAAAAGAAUUCAAACUUAACAUGGAAAAAGAGUUGAGUAAGAAAGAACAGGAAUUCAGGCAAAUGCUAGAUGCUAGGCUACAUCAGAUGGAAGAAACCAUUAAACAGAAAAAAGAUGAGGAGCUGUUAUCAAUGAAGCAAGGCUUAGAAAAGAACUUCAGGCAGGAAGUGGAGAGGAAGGUGAAACAUUUGCAAGAAAAUCUUUUAAACAAAACAAUUAGAAAAGUGAAUGAGUUGCAACUAAACUUAAAAGAGGGACUAGAGCAAACACUAGAGCAUGAAAUUUGUACAAAAAUGAGCAUUGAUGAAGAUGGCAAUGAGAUGGGCUCUGACAAUGAUACACAGACUAUUAAUUUAAGGAUCGUCUUGCUUGGGGUGGCGCUGGCAAAGAAGAGUCAAGUGAAAGACUUAAUACUUGGCAAGACAGAAUCUAAGUUGGAAAUUAGCUCAGCAGCAAAAACAAAGAAGUCAGACAGCAGAUUUGCUAUAGUGGAAGAAAAAGGGAUCACUGUAGUUAACACACCAGACUUGGAUGACCCCAACAUAUCCUAUGUAGAUUUUUACUUGGAAAUGAAAAAAUGCAUUAGUCUGUGCUUCCCUGGACCCCAUGCUUUUCUGAUAGUAUUGAGAGAGAACAAAUUUGAAGACCAAGAUAUAAAAGCAAUCACGUUCAUUGAGGAGAUAUUUGGAAACAGAGUGUUUGACCAUUCUCUGGUGCUCUUUACAAAGCACACUAUUAUGAGCAAGUUGUCUCAAGAGGGUUUGGGAGAAACAACAAGAGACAUUCAAAAACUUGUGGACAGAUGUAAGAAGAGACAACACCUUCUUAACAUUGAAGACGUCAACAAUGACAGUCAGGUUGUGGAACUCAUCAAAAAAAUAGAGGAAAUGAUAGGUGGGAAUUUGGAAAACUGCUACAGGGAUGAUGUGCUAUCAAUAAGAGCAGAAGGAAUUAAUCUUGAUUUAACACAAAUAUUAGAUAAAAUAGCAAGGCGAAUGCAAACUGAAUACAAUUCACAACUAAUGCUGAAAAUUGAAGAAUGGAAGAGAAAGCAGGAGAUAGAAGAAGAAAAAAUGGAGCAAACAUUACUAGAAGAAUUUACUGGAAAAGAAGAAUGGAUGAAACAUGAUUAUGAAAGGAAAUAUCAAGAAAAAAUAGAGAAAAUGAAGGACGAGUUUCAACAAAAAGAAACAGGAAUGAUUGUAGAGCUAGAGGAAACAUGGGGAAAAAAAUGGAUUGAAACAGACAAGGAACUUACACAAACUUAUAAACCAGUUGAACACAGUGCAGUGUCAAGAGAAAACAGGAAACAAUUUUUGAAAAAUGAAGAAAACAAAACUGAACAACUCAGAAAUAGAAACAAAAAACACAAACAAAAAGAGAAAAUGAGAAUAAGUAACACCGAACAAAAAACACUAGCAGACAAGCAGAAAAAUGAGGAAUGGGAAAAUGACCUUCAACAAUUCCACCAGUCGCCUGAAGAGGUAAAUAGUGGCAUAUCUGAGACUGUGUGGAAAGAAUGGGAGGAGGAAUGGAAGCCAAUAAAAGACGGAAUUCGACACAAACAUGAGGAAGCCCUAAUUUGGAGGAAAAAUGUAUUCAGGGAGAAAAUUAAAGCCAUAUUCAACGAGAAAGAAAAGGAACUAAAACACUCUGGGCACUCUAAAAUAGGCUCAGUAGGGCAUAUUGUGUGUUUGUGCUUGUUUUUUGCUCUUGUUUUGUUCUUUGUCUGUUUGUGUGAGAUGAGGAACAUGCCAUUCACACCAACAUAGCUCAACAUCAUUACUCACAUAUCGUUAGCAAAAUAUCAUCUACAAGUUCUGAACAACUCAAAGUACUAAAAUCCAUCACACUACUCCACAGCUUCUUUUCACAUACAUGAACAAAUGUGUGUAGAAAUUUCAGUUU
Messenger RNA from Erpetoichthys calabaricus (reedfish), 4402 nucleotides. RefSeq names its product interaptin-like. NCBI's taxonomy places the organism in Eukaryota, Metazoa, Chordata, Cladistia, Polypteriformes, Polypteridae. The coding region runs from base 16 to 4266 and encodes 1416 amino acids. The transcript is spliced from 5 exons. Gene Ontology annotation, molecular function: GTP binding. The record is from RefSeq and is a predicted model, not a curated record.